AUGAGUACCAUCAUUAAACCCCCAAGGGCAAGAACAGCCGAAUUUCAUACUCUCGAGAGAGAAUCUCGUUUCAUAAAUCCUCCAAAGGAUAAAUCUGCAUACCCUCUGCUGCAAGAAGCAGUACAACCACACAUUGGUUCCUUCAAUGCGUUAACAGAGGGCCCUGAUGGCGGGCUUUUAAACCAGGCAGUCAAGGAUAUCGGUGAAAAAGUGAUUUUCGAUGGUAAAUCUAAUAGCGAUGACUUUCUAGGUAACAAAUUGUCCCUCAGCGUAGAACAAGUAUCGAUCACUAAACCCAUGUCUAAUGAUGGUGUGACAUCUGCAGUUGAGAGAAAGAAUUAUCCUGCAGAGGCCAGACAGAGACUUUCCUCUUAUAGAGGUAAACUUAUGUUGAAAUUGAAAUGGUCCGUCAACGAUGGUAACGAUGAAGUUUUUACAGAAGUUAGAGACUGUGGUGGGUUGCCCAUCAUGUUGCAAAGUAAUAGAUGUCAUUUGAACAAGCUUUCUCCAGCAGAAUUAGUUCAAUGCAAGGAAGAAUCCGAUGAAGUUGGUGGUUAUUUUAUUGUCAACGGUAUCGAGAAACUGAUCAGAAUGUUAAUUGUACAGAGAAGGAACCAUCCAAUGGCUAUUGUUAGACCUUCGUUUGCUAACAGAGGUGCCUCUUAUUCUCAGUACGGUAUUCAAAUUAGAUGUGUUAGACCAGAUCAAACUUCUCAAACUAACGUUCUUCAUUACUUGAACGAUGGUCAAGUGACCUUCAGAUUUUCUUGGAGAAAGAAUGAAUAUCUGGUUCCAGUUAUCAUGAUUCUUAAGGCCCUAUGUGAUACCAGUGAUAGAGAGAUUUUUGAUGGUAUCAUUGGUUCAGACACAAAGAACUCUUUCUUAACUGAUCGUUUAGAAUUGCUUCUAACGGGUUUCAGAAAGAGAUACCCUCAAUUGAAGAAUCGCAGACAAAUUUUGCAAUAUUUGGGUGACAAAUUCAGAGUUGUCUUCCAGGCUUCUCCAGAUAAAUCUGAUUAUGAAGUGGGUCAGGAAGUGUUGGAUCGUAUCGUUUUGGUUCAUCUGAACGGUGAAUCCAAUAAAGACAAGUUCUUCAUGAUGCUUUUCAUGAUUAGAAAACUGUACUCUUUGGUGGCAGGUGAGUGUUGUCCAGAUAAUCCAGAUGCUACACAACAUCAAGAAGUCCUGCUAGGUGGGUUCCUAUACGGUAUGAUUAUAAAGGAGAAAAUUGAAGAAUACUUGCAAAAUAUCGUUGCACAAAUCAGAACAGAUAUCAACCGUGGUCUGUCGACUAAUUUCAAAGAUCGCAAAUACGUUAGCAGAGUAUUGAUGAGAGUCAAUGAGAAUAUUGGCUCGAAAUUACAGUAUUUCCUCUCUACAGGUAAUUUGGUCUCGCAAUCUGGGUUGGAUUUGCAGCAAGUUUCAGGUUACACAGUUGUUGCUGAAAAGAUUAAUUUCUACCGUUUCAUAUCGCAUUUCAGAAUGGUGCAUAGAGGUUCUUUCUUCGCCCAAUUGAAGACUACUACCGUUAGAAAAUUGUUACCAGAAUCCUGGGGGUUCCUUUGUCCCGUCCACACACCUGAUGGUUCUCCAUGUGGUUUGCUAAACCAUUUUGCGCACAAGUGUCGUAUCUCUACGAAACAAUCUGAUGUGUCAAAGAUUCCUUCUAUCCUAUUCUCACUAGGUGUUUCACCAGCUUCUCAAACUUUUGCGGCAGGUGCAUCUCUAUGCUGCGUCCAACUAGAUGGUAGAAUUAUUGGUUGGGUGUCUCAUGAACAAGGUAAGAUCAUCGCUGAUACCCUGAGAUUUUGGAAAGUCGAAGGUAAGACCGCAGGUUUGCCAUUGGACUUGGAAAUCGGUUAUGUUCCUCCAUCAACUCGUGGUCAAUACCCUGGUCUGUAUAUCUUUGGUGGUCGCUCUAGAAUGAUGCGUCCCGUCAGAUACUUGCCACUUGACAAGGAAGAUAUUGUCGGUCCGUUCGAACAGGUUUACAUGAACAUCGCCGUUACUCCGCAAGAAUUACAAAACAAUGUGCACACUCAUGUCGAGUUUACGCCAACUAACAUUCUAUCCAUUCUGGCAAACUUGACUCCAUUUUCUGAUUUCAACCAAUCUCCAAGAAAUAUGUACCAGUGUCAAAUGGGUAAGCAAACUAUGGGUACUCCAGGUGUCGCAUUAUGCCACCGUUCGGACAAUAAGCUUUAUAGGUUGCAAACAGGUCAAACACCUAUCGUGAAGGCCAACCUAUAUGAUGACUACGGUAUGGAUAACUUCCCUAACGGUAUGAACGCAGUGGUGGCGGUCAUCUCCUACACUGGGUAUGAUAUGGAUGACGCGAUGAUCAUUAACAAGUCAGCAGACGAGAGAGGUUUCGGAUACGGUACGAUGUACAAGGUCGAAAAAAUUGAUCUAUCGCUGAAUAGAAGCCGUGGUGAUCCAAUCUCUCAGCAUUUCGGUUUUGGUACCGAUGAAUGGCCUAAGGAAUGGAUGGAGAAGCUAGAUGAAGACGGAUUACCAUACAUUGGAACUUAUGUCGAAGAGGGUGAUCCAAUUUGCGCAUACUUUGACGAUACUUUAAACAAGACCAAGAUUAAGACAUAUCACUCGUCGGAACCAGCAUACAUUGAAGAAGUCAACCUUAUUGGCGAUGAAUCCAACAAGCUCCCUGAGCUGCAAACUGUCUCCAUCAAGUACCGUAUUAGAAGAGUUCCACAAAUUGGUGACAAAUUCUCUUCUAGACACGGUCAAAAAGGUGUCUGUUCUCGUAAAUGGCCUACGAUUGACAUGCCAUUCAGCGAAACUGGUAUUCAACCCGAUGUCAUUAUUAACCCUCACGCGUUCCCAUCUCGUAUGACCAUUGGUAUGUUUGUCGAGUCGCUAGCGGGUAAAGCUGGUGCUUUGCACGGGAUUGCCCAGGAUGCCACCCCAUGGACUUUCAACGAAAGUGACACUCCAGCUGAUUAUUUCGGUGAUCAGCUCCGCGCAGCAGGUUACAAUUACCAUGGUAAUGAGCCAAUGUACUCUGGUGUCACUGGUGAAGAACUAAGGGCUGAUAUUUACAUCGGUGUCGUCUACUAUCAAAGAUUGCGUCACAUGGUGAACGAUAAGUUCCAAGUCCGUUCCACUGGUCCUGUGAAUAGCUUGACAAUGCAACCAGUCAAGGGUAGAAAGAGACAUGGUGGUAUUCGUGUUGGUGAAAUGGAAAGAGACGCGUUGAUCGGUCACGGUACCGCCUUUUUGCUGCAGGACCGUCUGCUAAACUGUUCCGAUUACACGCAGACUUCUGUCUGUCGUGAAUGUGGUGCCAUUCUAACCACCCAACAAAGUGUUCCACGUAUAGGCUCUAUGUCGUCGGUUCGUUGUCGUCGCUGUGCGAUCAAAUUCGAAGAUGUAAAGAAGAUGUUGAAUAAAUACCAAGGAGAUGAAAGUGUAUUUAUCGACGACUCGCACAUAUGGGAAGAUGGUCAAGGUAAUAAAUAUGUCGGUGGUGGUGAAACCACGACAGUGGCAAUUCCAUUUGUCUUGAAAUACUUGGACUCUGAACUGGCAGCUAUGGGUAUCAGACUACGUUACAACGUGGAGCCACGCUGA
This is a messenger RNA of Torulaspora delbrueckii, 3591 nucleotides long. It is a transcript of the gene RPA135, whose product is annotated as DNA-directed RNA polymerase I core subunit RPA135. Gene Ontology annotation, molecular function: ribonucleoside binding; DNA binding; DNA-directed RNA polymerase activity. The coding region runs from base 1 to 3591 and encodes 1196 amino acids. NCBI's taxonomy places the organism in Eukaryota, Fungi, Ascomycota, Saccharomycetes, Saccharomycetales, Saccharomycetaceae. Gene Ontology annotation, biological process: DNA-templated transcription. The record is from RefSeq and is a predicted model, not a curated record. Gene Ontology annotation, cellular component: nucleus; RNA polymerase I complex. The transcript has a single exon.